Messenger RNA from Nothobranchius furzeri (turquoise killifish), 4091 nucleotides. NCBI's taxonomy places the organism in Eukaryota, Metazoa, Chordata, Actinopteri, Cyprinodontiformes, Nothobranchiidae. The record is from RefSeq and is a predicted model, not a curated record.
GAGGAGGAACAGCGACGACGACUUGCGGAGCGGCGGAGGCAGGGAUCCGGUGUGCCACAUCGGGAUGAGAGCGAGACAGAGACCCGGGUCGGAUGAGUCAACGAACGGAUUUCACCAUUCAUUUCCUUGAAUUCUGAAUGAGCCUGGACGAAGUUACGGGGUGAAAUAAGAAAAAAAUAAUCAGAUAAUUUUAGCUAGUUGUCAGAUUCCCGUUCCCUUUAUAUUCCGCCCUCCUCUGGUCCGUGUCUGCUAUAGCCCAGUUUGGAUUUGCUCUUCCGCCACCGAGGGAGGUGGGAAAAGAAGGGCUCGGAGAGGCUGCGGAGGAUUCGGACUCGGACUGUAAAUUUUUCUACCUUUUUGUCACAUUGUCAGAUAAAAGAAUUCUAGCCUGUUAUUUCUGAAGCCCUUUGUCGUGUAGUGUGAAGCGAAGAUGUCGGGACAGAGCAUUACGGACAGGAUAACGGCAGCCCAGCACAGUGUAACGGGGUCCGCCGUGUCGAAAACAGUAUGCAAGGCCACCACGCACGAAAUAAUGGGCCCGAAAAAGAAGCACUUGGAUUAUCUGAUCCACUGCACCAACGAGAUGAACGUGAACAUUCCCCAACUGGCCGACUCUCUGUUUGAAAGGACCACCAACACCAGCUGGGUGGUUGUGUUCAAAUCUCUCAUCACUACACACCACCUCAUGGUCUACGGCAAUGAGCGUUUUAUCCAGUACUUGGCUUCAAGGAAUACACUUUUCAACCUCAGUAAUUUUUUGGACAAAAGUGGGUUACAAGGCUAUGACAUGUCGACAUUUAUCAGGAGGUACAGUCGAUACCUGAACGAGAAAGCAGUCUCUUACAGACAGGUUGCCUUUGACUUCACAAAAGUUAAACGCGGUGUUGACGGUGUGAUGAGGACCAUGAAUACAGAGAAGCUGCUCAAAACCAUCCCCAUUAUCCAGAACCAGAUGGACGCCCUCCUGGAUUUUAACGUCAAUGCCAACGAGCUGACUAAUGGAGUCAUCAAUGCAGCCUUUAUGCUCCUCUUCAAAGACUCCAUCAGGCUCUUUGCUGCUUAUAACGAAGGCAUCAUCAACCUGCUCGAGAAAUAUUUUGACAUGAAGAAAACUCAGUGUAAAGAAGGCUUGGACAUCUACAAGAAGUUUCUCACUCGGAUGACUCGGAUAUCAGAGUUCCUCAAAGUCGCAGAGCAGGUGGGAAUUGAUCGAGGUGACAUCCCUGAUCUCUCUCAGUUCACAGUUUGUGCUCCCAGUAGCCUCCUCGAAGCCCUGGAGCAGCAUUUGGCUUCUUUAGAGGGAAAGAAAGUCAAGGACUCCACUGCAGCCAGCAGGGCCAGCACUCUGUCAAAUGCAGUUUCAUCGCUGGCCAGCACAGGGAUGUCUUUCACCAAAGUGGACGAGCGAGAGAAGCAGGCUGCUCUAGAGGAGGAGCAAGCUCGACUCAAAGCUCUCAAGGAGCAAAGGCUCAAAGAGCUCUCCAAGAGGCCGUCGUUUGCCACCACAGACACGUCACCAGUUUCCACCACAGGGGGCACCAUCAGCACAGCACCAACCAUUGACCUCUUCACACCCAGUUGCUCAAACGGUGCGGUGAAGAUGGAGAGCGACCCUUUUGACCUGCAGUCGUCUUUCCAGCCCUCCAUGCAGUCCGGCUCCGCAGGGCUUCCUGCAGCGACGGCGUGGGCAGAUCCUUUCACCUCUACUGAAGCGGGAGAUGAUUCCAUGCCAAACCUUAACCCUUUCCUCUCAAAUCUCGUUGUCGAUGCCACUCACUUACCUGUCGUAUCUUCAGACGGUGUUAGCUUUUCCUCUACGACAUCUGGUCAUGAAGUGUUUCGUGAUUGUUACAAUCCCUUUUUUGACUCAAACUCAUCAGUUUCAGCCAAUUACAAACGCACAGUGCGGAUAGAAUCGUCCGUCUCAGACUCCUUCUGUGGUCCAGUGUCGGUUGCUCAGCACCUCCCACACCAGGCCCCCUUCCCCGCUGAGCCCUCUGCUGUAGCAGGAUACUCAACGCCACAGGCUCCUCCACAGCACUCAGCAGGAGGACUUCAAGUGGACUUUGAGUCUGUUUUUGGAAACAAAGCCGCCGGCAGCAGUAGCCUCAACUCUGAUGAUCUUGCUGGAGGCAUCCUGAAACCGACUCUAGCUGGCUCCAACCAGCUGUCCAAUCAGCAGCCUGAGAAGCUGGUGUCGGAUGACCUCGACUCCUCUCUGGCCAACCUUGUUGGCAACCUCGGCAUCGGGAACGGCACCAUGAAGAAUGACAUCCACUGGAGCCAGCCGGGGGAGAAGAGGAUGACUGGCGGCACCAACUGGCAGCCCAAGGCGGCGCCGACCACAACCUGGAACCCCGUCUCCAUGCCUCCAUCAAUCAUGGCCUUUCCUGCCACCACACCUACAGGCAUGAUGGGAUACAGCAUGCCUCCACAGAUGGGCUCCAUGGGGAUGAUGAAUCCACCCACCAUGAUGUACUCCCAGCCCGCCAUGAGGCCACCCAACCCCUUCGGCUCCGUGUCGAGUGCUCAGCCCUCUGCAGCCUCUAGUCCUUCCAGCCAGAGUCCUCUCCGAGCCCCUGGACAGGACCCGUUUGCACACCUCUCUCUCAAGGAUUUCUUGUAGAGCAUCUCUUUAGAUGCAGUUCAUGUAAUUUGAAUGAAGUGUCUCAGAAGAUGAAGCACUUAGCAGCAAAACGUUGUCCCCGUUGCAGUCUAACUCUUCAGAGAAGCAUCCACACACACACACACACACACCCUCAAAUACAAGACACGCCAACAACACAAUGGUGCACAGACUGUCCAAAACCAUGGUAACCAUGUCCAAAUGACGUAUUGGCGAUAGCUCACACCCUUUUCUCUGUAAUCGAAGCGAAGAGCGACGAUGCUUCUGAACCCCUCCGCCCCUUCGGAAGGACCUCUGAUCCGUUUUACGGUGUACUCUGUAACGAUCGUUUGGGUGCUGAGAAAUUUCAGUGUUGUGUAUUUGAAGAAGCUGCGGUCUGAUGUAAAAGGCUUCAGCGGGGAAGGAGGUGGAAGUAAAAGAAACAAACACCAAGAAGAGCGGUUCUUCUCUUUCUUGAUCCGAUCAUGAGUCAUCCAGAACCCUUGGGUUAUUUAACGGUCACGGAGUAGUGAUGCUAAUGACGUUUACACCCCUUUAGUUUCUGUCUUUUUUACCGUGUUUACAGUAGACAUUCCUAGUGUGUUUGUAUUUAUUUAUGUUUAUUGGUUAAGGUUUGUGUGUGUGUGGGGGGGGGGGGGGGAUAAUAAUGUAAAAUCUACCGUACGUUGAACACAUGUGGGAGUGCUUCAGCAUUAAAACAAGGAUCCCAGACUAUCAUUAAGAGGUAGAGUUGAAAAUAGAUAUAUAAAAAUUACACCUUAUUAAGCGGAAUGAUAGAGCACUAAAUAUUCAGUUUUGUGUUUAAGAGAAGUUUUUACUAGAUGAAAGGUUCCACCUUCUCCAUCGUACUCGCAGUGCCGGGGUUAGAGUACGAGUUAACCGUAUAAAUAGUGUGCCUAUAGAGUUUAACUUUGCGAUGGAUCUGAAAAUCACUUCAUCCACGAACCGGAAGCGACGCACUGGGUGGUGGGCUCCAUUUGCUUUAAGCUUGGCAUGCCAUUGACUCACUGACUGUAAUCAAGGCUGCCUUUACUCUGAAUGUGAAAGAGUUGUCUUCAUGUUGCACACAUCUUUCCACGCUGCAGUUCCUCAGCCAGAGGAGUGAGGGUGUGAGGAGGCGGGCCGGUGGGGCGGUGCUUGCUGGUUAGUUUUGAGGCGGCAGGAAGACGUGAUUGGGUGUAAAUUAAUGUAUAAAUAAAAGAUGCAGAGGAGCGGGGCCCGAGCGGAGCCGCACUGUUGAUCGGUGCGAUUGUGUAUAUAAACACUGACUGUUCUUUGAGCGCAAAAGGUGAAAGAUGUAUGAAAUAUGAAAGCAAUUCAAUCAAAUUUGACUCUACCUAAGUUUGAUUCAGGAUCUUCUCUGCGUUUGUCUCAGCAGAUAUUUUCUGUAUGUAAUUAGAUAGUGUAGCAGACAACGACUGAAGUCUUUCUUUCUUUUUCAAAUAAAGAGCAGCUUCCACAAACA